UUACACUGACAAUUGUGCAAUUACACAAGAAAGUAGCCUUUUGUGUCUCAGGCCUCCUCAAUUGCUGCAGUUCUCAACAUUUUGCCUCGUUCCAAACAGUAAUGAAAUCGGAGAGAAGAAGAAGAAGAAGAAGAAGAAGAAUAAGCGACGCUGUUCCUUGCUUUGUGAUUUUGUUAAUCUUGUUUUUAUGGUAAUUAACAAGGCAAAAAUAAAAGAGGAAACAAUGAAGCGAGAUGAGGAUCUAGGUCGUGAUCGUGGAGAUGAAUUCCAAACAGACGAUGAAGAAAACCAAGCAGAAAGGGCUUGCGAAAGUCAUUACGAUACAGAAUCCGAUUACUCUUCUCCUGCACACAACUCAAAUAAUAGUAUUGAGGCUGCUAUUCCUUCAUGGCCUCAGAGCUACAGGGGGUCGAUAGACAUGCUCGGUACUCCUUCGAUUAGCUUUUCAAAAGGGAGUAAUGUGGCAGGCAUAACCAAUUCCUUGAGUUCACUUUGCAAGAUAGGCCAAGGUUCUGACUCUGCUUCUUCCCUAAGUAAACCUCUCAUAUCGCAGCGAAGUUUAGACAAUGAGGAAGUUCCUACCUCUACACUCCCAUUUAAAUUAAGUGGAUCAUAUCAUUUCCGAUUUUCUUCCGUUGAGGAAUUACCACCUCCACAUAAGGAAAGCUCUUUUGCGCAGGCAGUUCUAAAUGGAAUAAAUAUUCUAUGUGGCAUAGGACUCCUUACAACACCUUAUGCAGUUAAGGAAGGUGGAUGGUUGAGUCUCUCAAUUCUCUUGCUCUUUGGUAUUGUCUGUUGCUAUACUGGUGCACUACUGAAGAAAUGUUUAGAAAGCUCACCUGGACUCAGAACUUAUCCUGAUAUUGGGCAGGCUGCUUUUGGAGUGGCUGGUCGCCUACUGAUAUCUACAUUGUUGUAUUUUGAAUUAUAUGCAGCUUGUGUGGAAUAUAUAAUUAUGAUGAGCGAUAACUUGUCAACCUUAUUCCCAGACACAUUCAUGAGUUUUUCUGGAGAACAACUUGAUUCUCAUCAAAUCUUUGCCUUCAUAGCAACUAUUGUUGUUCUUCCAACUGUUUGGCUUCGUGACCUUAGUUUGCUGUCUUACCUUUCAGUUGGAGGAGUAGGUGCAUCAAUUUUGAUGGUUGUCUGCUUGUUAUGGGUUGGGGUGGUGAACGAAGUUGGAUUUCAUCAAACUGGAGUAGCCCUAGACCUUUCAAAUCUACCUUUUGCAGUUGGUAUUUAUGGUUAUGGCUUCGCUGGCCAUGCUGUUUUUCCAAACAUAUACUCCUCCAUGAAAGAGCCAUCAAGCUUUACAUUAGUUCUAAUUAUCAGCUUCACUUUUUGUUGGUUUAUGUACACUGCAGUAGCAAUAAGUGGGUUUUUGAUAUUUGGUGACUCCAUCAAAUCCCAGUUCACAUUAAAUAUGCCUGUACAGCUUACGGCUUCUAAGCUUGCAGUCUGGACAGCGGUUGUGAACCCGAUGACAAAGUAUGCCUUGACAAUAGCACCUGUGGCAAUGAGUUUAGAGGAACUCAUGCCUUCAGGUAGACUUAGAUCUUACAGUGUAUCACUAAUCAUCAGAACAACUUUAGUAGUUUCAACUUUAAUUGUGGCACAGACAUUUCCAUACUUUGGUUUUGUGAUGGCAUUUAUUGGAUCUUCACUUGCAAUGAUUGUUGCUGUUAUCUUCCCAUGUACAUGUUAUCUCUGCUUACUCCAUGAAAGAUUAACUAAAUUGCAGAUUGCAGCUUGCAUAGUCACCAUUGGUGUGGGAGUGCUGACUGCUUGUGUUGGUACAUAUUCAUCUGUUGCAAGAAUGGCUAACAAAUUUAGCUGAUGGAAGGAAAAUGAAGGUUUUGUGUUGGGACUUUUACUCCACUCAACUUUGAUUAUUUUUGUUUUUAUUCAACCAGAGAGAAAAAGGAACAAAGGAGGAAUGAAGCCAUAAGGUUGAGGAAGUAGUAUAUUUUGAUGAACGAAGUUGAAUUGGGGAGAAAGAGAGGAGGGAAUACGAAUACGAAUAGAGAGUGCAUGAUGCGAUUAAAAUAUGUAUGCAAAGAACAUGAGAGAGUUUUUACUUUCACGUACAAAUCUUUGCCUUAAUCAGGAAAAAAAAUGAAGAAGAAGAAGAAGAAGAAGAGUGCAUUUUCA
Messenger RNA from Manihot esculenta (cassava), 2151 nucleotides. RefSeq names its product amino acid transporter AVT1D. Gene Ontology annotation, cellular component: plasma membrane. Lineage: Eukaryota; Viridiplantae; Streptophyta; Magnoliopsida; Malpighiales; Euphorbiaceae. The coding region runs from base 188 to 1837 and encodes 549 amino acids. The record is from RefSeq and is a predicted model, not a curated record. The transcript is spliced from 11 exons.